Synchiropus splendidus (mandarinfish) is the source of this 2583-nucleotide messenger RNA. RefSeq lists its product as uncharacterized. The record is from RefSeq and is a predicted model, not a curated record. NCBI's taxonomy places the organism in Eukaryota, Metazoa, Chordata, Actinopteri, Syngnathiformes, Callionymidae. The transcript has 4 exons. Bases 1692 to 2327 code for a protein of 211 amino acids.
CUACACCAGGAGACCGGGCGACCUGCUGCUGUGGUGCUUCAGGCUUUCUUCUCACUGGACUACACCAUGCCUUGACUUCUGACCUCCUGGAUUGAAACUUCACGUCACCUACUCGACUGACGAGUCAAUUUCAGGGUGUCGACAGGUGCCAUAGGUGGCGACACUGAGCCACAACUGUCAACACGAACUGUCAUGAGAAGUUUCACCGCAACAAGCGACAAACGCGUCAGUUUGACCUGACAAUUGACUCUGUAGAUAAAACGCCGGGACGUUAACUCGACCCCAGGUCUGUUUGCAGAGUUUGGACCCUGGCCUCCAAGAACCAGCGACUUUGCUAACUGUAGCCACCAACUAGCUUGUGUGAAAGUCAAGCACCUGCCAGAGUUUACCAGGAGAAGAACGCCGUGGUUUUCAGGGGGAGCAACACAUAUCCGUGUUUACAACCGCCAAUGUGACGCGGUGUUAGCGGCGGCGUUACGGAAGUACCUUUCUGACGCCUUUGUAGAUGUAGAAGUAGAGCUCUCGGCCCACAUUGAAACAGAUCCUGUCGCCGUUGCCGGACUGGUCGUUGACGUUGACGAAGGAGACCUUGACCGGGUUCGAGCCCUGCGAGUUGAAAGGCACUCUGUUGGGGCGGCUGUAUUCGGACUGCGGCUCCCCACGCCCCCUGCUGGCCACACAACGAACUGCACAUACGUGAAACGUCGCGUACAUAUUUAUGAAUUGUAAACGCAAGGAAUUGCAUUCAGCUGUCAUGGUGGAAAUCAUGAGGCAGACCCAGGUAAGGGAACAGAAUGAAAUGGAGAAGAUUAGUGAUCAAUUCGAAAUGUAAGUUGCAAUGAAAUGCACAAAUAAGAUGAUCAAAUAUGAGCUAAUAUUAACGAAUGUUUCAUUAGUUUUCAAGAUUCAUUUCCAAAGACGUAUUUUUCUCCAUGUUCCGAAAGCCAGAGUGGUUUGCUCUCUCCGGGUCGGAGGAGAGUUCCUGCCCCAAGUGGGGGAGUUUAAGUAUCUCGGGUCUUGUUCUCGAGUGAGGGAAAAGGGGAGCGUGAGAUUGAUAGACGGGUUGGUGCAGCGGCAGCAGAUGACCCCGGAUGAGCGGCAGAAGAAGGUGAAGGUAAAGGUAAGGGAUUUUUCUCCAUGGGGAAAUAGCCAAAAAUAAAUCUGAACGUUCACUUAAAAGUCUCAUACAGAGUCGUAGUUUUGUUUUGCUUUCUUGAAUUUCACUUUUUAAUCACUAUGCGAAAUAAUUUCGCUUAUUUAAUUCAAUUAAACCCACGGAUGUGCAUUGUUUCUUGAGUCCCUAUGUCGCUAAAUAGAAAAUAAUAUCGUUGAAUCACGUGUUUGCCAUCAUCAAAACACCUGUUUGAGCCGAUGACGCGUUCGCCAACUCGCGUCACGUGUCGUGAUGGCGUGGAGGAGGAGAAGGAGGCAGCGGUCGCUAGGUAAAUCCACUUCGUCAAAUCUCUGUUGGCCACAGUAUGUUGUGAGUGACCCCUUGGGUCUGAUGAAAUGAACUGCUCCAGAGCACAGCGACAACCCUGGCGCCAGCAACGUGGACCAGCUGACUUUCAAAUACAUGGUGACCUCACUCCCGCACUCCUGCACCACGUGCUUGGUCUUGAUUCACCUGUCUCUCGUCAGAUGUGCAAAGUGGAAUCAAGCACGGAUUCUGACUCAGAGAUCAGUCCGAGAUGGUCCGACACCAGCACCAUGGGAUGCGCCAGCAGCGCACCAGAGAGUGGCAGCUUGAGACGGGUGUUGCCUCUUCACAAACCCUCAGCACGACACAGCUGUUAUUCUUUGAUCCGUACGAUGGAAGUUCUGAGGAUUCCGAGGAGGUCAACGUGGACGGGGACGUCUCCAGCAGGAGGGCCAGGACACAGGGAAGAGGAGGGGCUCGGUUCUCACGCCGAGGUCGACGGGUCCUCCUCCAUCACCCACCGGCUGUCAUGAGAAGCGGGGUGAGGGGCCCUGCAGGGGAGGUGGAUACGAGAUGUGCGAGCGAUCCAGAGCUGUGGGUGUGUGAGCUGCUCUCCCAGAACGGCUUGGCUGGGUCCCUCAGAGAAGACGUGGAGAUGAAAGGACAGCUGGAUGAUUCGGGGGUGCACACGUCGACGCCUCAUACUGACCUCACGACCAUGGGCCAGAUGUUGAGCAGCUCCUCGGAAAUCUCCCCGAAGCUCAGGUCGGACCAGAAGAGGAAGCUGGUGGUUUCUGGAGCUUACGUGCUGGAGCUGCAGCACAAGAAGCGACGGUGCAUGGAGGACAUGGAGGUGAUGUCCGCUUCGGAAGCCAGCUCCAGCUGUGUGGCCGUGAAGCUGAAAUGACCGUCCUGAACACCUUCAACUAACUAGUAAAAUGUAAUGUGGAGUGAAUGUUUGAUUUACAAGCCAAUGAUCUGUACAUAGAUUCAAGUUUGUGUGAUGAUGCUUGGCCAGAACAUACAUUUUAAGUGAACGUUGAUUAUGUUUUUGAAAAUAAGAAAAGGAUAUUAAAGGUUUCGUCCUCACAUCCAUCAAGGUUUGAAUAGUCUUUGGUUAAAAAGAUACAUUUCAUUUGACUGUUUAAAGGAAUUUACUUCCC